This is a messenger RNA of Osmerus eperlanus (European smelt), 6835 nucleotides long. It is a transcript of the gene hdac4, whose product is annotated as histone deacetylase 4. Gene Ontology annotation, biological process: negative regulation of transcription by RNA polymerase II. Lineage: Eukaryota; Metazoa; Chordata; Actinopteri; Osmeriformes; Osmeridae. Gene Ontology annotation, cellular component: histone deacetylase complex. Gene Ontology annotation, molecular function: transcription factor binding; histone deacetylase activity. The record is from RefSeq and is a predicted model, not a curated record.
AUGGGCGGACCAGAGGCAUCUGAGCCCAACCUGAAGCUGCGCUCCAAGCUGAAGCAGAAAGUGUCCGAGCGCCGGAGCAGCCCUCUGCUGAGGAGGAAGGAGGGGCCCAUCACCUCCACGAAGAAACGCUCCCUCGACACGGCCGAGUCUGUGUGUAACAGCGCCCCUGGUUCAGGCCCCAGCUCGCCCAACAACAGCUCCAGCAACAUCCCCAAGGAGAACGGCAUGGCUGUCUCCUGCAGCCAUGUGGAGGCCUCCCUCCUUCACAGGCUGGCGGGGAGAGACGGCCCCCUGAGCCAGCUCUCUCUAUACACAUCUCCCUCCCUGCCCAACAUCACCCUGGGGCUGCCUGCGACCGGCCCAGCUAGCGUGGUGUCAGGCCCACAGGAGGGUGAUAGCAGGCUGGCUAUGCCAGGGCUCCAACACAGCCUCCCCAUGUCCUCCCCCUUCCUCCCGGGGGCACACCUGCCCCCCUACCUGGCCUCCUCCCCCCUGGAACGAGAUGGCGCAGGACACAACCCCCUCCUGAAGCACAUGGUCCUCCUGGAGCAGAGUCACAGUCCCCUGGUGGCAGGUCUGGGAGGCCUGCCCCCCCCCUCCAUGGCUAAGCUCCAGCGGCAGCACCGCCCCCUGGGCCGGAACAGUCGGCCCCCCCUGCCCCAGAGCCCCCAGGCUCUGCAGCAGCUGGUGGUGCAGCAGCAGCACCAGCAGUUCCUGGAGAAACACAAGCAGCACUUCCAGCAACUGCACAUCAACAAGAUGAUGUCCAAGCCCAGUGACCCGGGGGCGGGGGCGGGGCCUGGUGUGGGGGCGGGGCCAGGCCGGCAGCAUGAGAGCCACCCGGAGGAGACUGAAGAGGAGCUGAGGGAGCACCAGGCCCCCCAGGAGGGAGGCCGGGCCCCCCAGGAGGGAGGCCUGCCGCGGGGGCGCACCAUCAAACAAGAGCCCCCCGACCCCCACGAGGAGGACAGGGACCAGAGGGAGAGACAGGCCGAUCAGGAGAGACUCUUCAGACAGCAGGCCCUGCUGUUGGAGCAACAGAGGAUCCACCAGCUGAGGAACUACCAGGCGUCUCUGGAGGCUGCUGGCCUGUCAAUCACCUUCCCAGGGCACCGCCCCCUCUCCAGGGCCCAAUCAUCUCCCGCCUCCGCCUCCUUCCCCGUCGUGGUGCAAGACCCGCCCACCAAACCUCGGUUCACCACCGGUCUGGUGUAUGACUCCCUCAUGCAGAAGCACCAGUGCAUGUGCGGGAGCACCAACACACACCCGGAACACGCCGGACGCAUCCAGAGCAUCUGGUCCAGGCUGCAGGAGACUGGACUCCGGGGGAAGUGUGAGUGUAUCCGGGGCAGGAAGGCUACUCCAGAGGAGCUCCAGACCGUUCACUCUGAGGCCCACGUCCUGCUGUACGGAACCAACCCUCUCAGACAGAGACUAGACAGUUCGGUGACCCCCAUGUUUGUGAGACUGCCAUGUGGAGGGGUGGGGGUGGACAGUGACACCAUCUGGAACGAGGUCCACUCGUCCAGCGCAGCGCGUCUGGCCGUGGGCUCCGUGGUCGAGCUGGUCUUCAAGGUCGCUUCUGGAGAGCUCAAGAAUGGUUUUGCGGUGGUCCGGCCCCCAGGACACCACGCAGAGGAAAGUACCCCCAUGGGCUUCUGUUACUUCAACUCUGUAGCGAUCGCAGCCAAACUGCUCCAGCAGAGGUUGAGUGUCGACAAGAUCCUGAUAGUGGAUUGGGAUGUUCACCAUGGCAACGGCACCCAGCAAGCAUUCUACAGCGACCCCAACAUUCUGUACCUGUCUCUUCAUCGCUACGACGACGGAAACUUCUUUCCUGGGAGCGGAUCACCUGACGAGGUGGGCAGCGGGGCAGGAGUGGGCUUCAAUGUGAACGUGGCCUUCACAGGAGGACUGGAGCCCCCGAUGGGAGACGCAGAAUACCUCGCUGCCUUCAGGGCAGUGGUGAUGCCCAUAGCUAAUGAGUUUGCUCCAGACGUUGUUCUGGUGUCGUCGGGGUUCGACGCCGUGGAGGGCCACAACUCACCUCUGGGAGGAUACCGCCUCACCGCCAAGUGUUUUGGCUACCUGACCAGGCAGCUGAUGGGGCUGGCUGGGGGCAGGGUGGUGCUGGCGCUGGAGGGAGGUCACGACCUCACGGCCAUCUGUGACGCCUCGGAAGCCUGUGUCUCUGCUCUGCUGGGGAACGAGCUGGAGUCGCUUCCUGAAGAGGUUCUGACCCAGAGGCCGAACGCCAACGCUGUCGUCUCCAUGGAGAAGGUUCUGGAAGCUCACGGUAAAUACUGGCACUCCUUACAGCGCCUGGCCUCCACGCUGGGCUGCUCCCUGAGCGAGGCCCGCAGAUGUGAGGCAGAGGAGGCAGAGGCCGUCACCGCCAUGGCCUCGCUCUCCGUGGCCAGCAAGCACAUGGGCAACAGGCCGGAGGAGGAGCCUAUGGAGGAGGAGUCUCCCAUGUAGAGACUUGUCUCUGACAUCCCCCUGAGCCAAUCACCAGUCUCCGUUUCAAUUUGACCCGCCUCCUCUGCUGUGUCCGAGCAGGGCGUGUGCUCCUGAGGGCUCUCCUGCAGGGGGCGUCCAGACACGACCAACAUCUCCCUCACGGGAACCCAAUCGACCAAUCACCGUAGGUGUUGUUGUCUGUACAGGAAGUAGGAGGCGACCAACCCUAGUCCUCAGUUGCCAGGUCUGCUUCUCAGGACCCUUUGGGAUUUAAGGGGGGUUAACCGUCCCACUCUGGCAACCUUGAGUGCCAGUGCUUUUAAACAGUACGUAAACACGAUGUAUGAACCAGUCCGGUCGUUUCAUCUGCUGCUGGAUCCUUUCAUCCAGGCAGCCACAGCCUGAGACGUAACGAGCCACCUGCUGCUUCUGUUUCUGGAAGACACUGAGGAAGGAGAGAUUUUUGAGGGUUUUUUGAGACCAGGUGUUUUGCUAAAAGGAGAUGCGAGGAAAGAUGAUGAUGAACAGUAGUUCUGGUCAACGACAGAUAGUGAAAGACUGUGAGUUUGUGCCUUUUGCCUGCCUGGUGCAUUUUCACGCUGAACUCAGUGAAAGAGCUUUGCCUUAAAACCAGUUUUGGGGGAGAAGACCCCCAAUCUCUUCUACCUUCUCAUCCUUGAUCUCGGCGAGGCUGUCGAUGUCGGUACAAUGUUGGCACAUAGGACUGGGAGGCCCUUUGCAUGUUUACCCAUAAUCCCCUGCGGCCAACCUACUGUCCCACCUUGUUCCUUUUCACUCUGCUCCCCCCCCCCCCCCUAUCCUUCCCUGCUCCCCCUUAGCCUUUGAACUGUAGUGUGGAGGUAGUUGUUAGCUACACAGGACAUAACAUGGCUGGAGUCUUUCUCUCCUGGGAGCGAGCGAGCGGGCUGAAAGGUUUAGCGUCGCACCAGACAUCAGCCCUCUAGUGAACGUUAGCAUGCACUGUAGAGGAGCUACCUGCAGUUGAAGGAACUGCUGUUCAAAUGUAUUAGAAGUCAUUAACAAGCCAAAGCAUGACGUCUUAUAGUCUCAAACCACUUAGUAUUACAAACAUAUACGACAGGCUUUGCUAUUGUUGCUGAACACUCAAGACGCUUGUGGUGGUCACGGAUCUGUAAAAGAAACACACAACACAGAACUGACCCACAAAAUAUCAUCGUAGUCUGAUGACCAGAUGUUUUGUGGUAGGAAAACGAAUGUGUGCUUUUUCAGUUGUUCGUGUGUAGAUCCUGUGGUCGUGCGUCUGUUGUCCAGGGCAGGUCCCGGCCUCCUCCACCCGACCUGGGCCGGGCCGGUCGCCGGGCCUGUCGCCGGGCCUGUCGCCGGGCCUGUCGCCGGGCCUGUCGCCGGGCCUGUCGCCGGGCCGGUCGCCGGGCCGGUCGCCGGGCCAGCCGAGUGGCCCUUCAGGCGUUAGGUGCUACCGAGUGUGUGCUUGUUUUUAGUCUUUGAGGUGGUCUAUGGUAGACCUACAGUCUCUCUGCACAGGUGAGGCACGGGGAACUCAUUUGUACUUUUUCAUUCAACUACUCGCAGAUCAUGAAUUACAUGGAUCCCUGUAUCGACAGCAUGCUAUCUGACGGAACUUGAAUUUGACGUCCGUAACUCUUUAGAGACUCUUAAUGACGGCUACAGUAUAGAUCACUGAACUCACAUCUUCACCAACUCAUUUUUAGCCUUUUGGCAACUACCUUCAAGAUUGUUUCUUCAUCGAAGUGGUAGUCAUUUGUGUAUUGUACUUUCAAUCGACAUGUUUGAAACAGUGAAACACAGUAGUGAUUGUUAUUCCUCUUUGGUCAUCUGGGUAUUUUUACCACAGAAUAGUUUUUGAUGACUACUCCAUUUUGUGUUUGUUCCUUUCACGUUUGUGUUUUUCUUUCCUGUCUCAUUUUUGAUGUUGUCUUUACCAAGUGGACUCCAGUGUCUUAAGUUUCUUUCUUUUUUUAACCUUUUUUAAAUAAUUUUUCUUGUCAUUGUGUUGUUUUGAACCUUGUGUAUCUCCUUCUGUUACACAUUGUACAGUUGACACACUUUACUACAUGUGAGGGUUCAGAUCCUUGGUUUUGAUGAGCAGCCGUUUCCUGACGUCGUCAGGGGAGGGCUGGGGGUGCAAACAUUUCUACUUUGUAUAAUGAUUCCAACAAUUGUGUAUUUACUAUACUGUCUGUUCAUAGUAGAUUUCUAUAUGAAAAACUCUAAGUAUAUUAUAUAUUAUAAGAUAUUAGAAACUUGUUUUUUGAAGUUAGUAUUGCAAGGCGACAUGUUCAUAUUUCAUUGGCUGGUCUGACUCUCUGCUGUUCACUGUUUGUGGCUGCCAUUGGCUACGUGUUGAGUACGGUAAAUCCUUAUUGGGUGUCGUUUUUCUAUGGCUGUACAUGACUGGCAUUGCCUUUGUCAACUCCACUAAUGUGCUGUUUUCCCAUAUUUUGUUACAAAAGCUCUAAUAUUCCUUUUAUGUAUCUAGGCACUUUCUCCCAGUGAAACUGUACAAACUUAUUUCUUGAGUUGAAAAAUGUUAUAGUUGAGAAUACCAACUUGUUAUAUCUGACCAAAACUGACCCCCUUCAUCCACUCUCCUGCUCCUUCUAGAGACCCUUCUACUAAGGAUCUCAAUACUCUUAAGGAGGGAACUUUUCCAGUUGAGCUUCGAAAAAAAGUGCUAGGAAUAGAAUCAGUCCAUGUUAUUUUUUUUACCGGUUCCCUUUGAAACACUGUGAUGUUGUGCACCAGGACAAGCUACAGGUCCUGUUGUGUUCUUCAUGUCGUGGUGCCACAGCUCCUCAGGUGUCAGGUCACCCUAACCGCUAGAACCGUCUCCCCCCUGACCCUUGACCCCUGAGCCCCAACACAUUAGUUUACCAGCUGCAAAUGUCCAGGAGGUCCAGAUUUGGGUUCCAUGUUCUGCCUCAGUCAAGGUAAGAAACCCAACAAACCUUUGAUUUAUUCAAAAGGAAAUGGAGGGUUUAUGAAAUCAGGUGGUAAAGUGUGUUUCCCAUACUUUUAUCAAUCCAAUGCUUUGGAAUGUGUGGGAAUCACUCAAAGAAUGGUACAGAAUUGGGAUGUUAAACUAGUAACUAUUUUUGGGCAUUAAAUCUUUGUUUCUGGUUCUAUGUUUUCCAUUGCACUUGUCAUUUCCCUUGGAAGUUAAUUCCUGAUUGUAAUCCAGAAGAGAUUCCUUCAAACAGCGAUAUGUUAGAGAAGGUCACCAAGAUGAACAGAGAACAUUGAAUGCCUUUUACAUUUGCAAAGAUUCUGAUGUUUCACUAAUAGUUUGUGAUUAUUUGCGAGUGGAUUGUUACCAAGUUGCACAAAUCCCGCCCCUUUUCUAAGCCUCGCAAUGCCUUGAAGCACCCGUCAUGUUUAAUUUCUUUAAACUCAAAGAGUCAUACAUUUGUAAAAGGGACUUUACUUUCACCUGGUUAUUCUUGCGUGGAAGCCAGGUAGUCUGUCAUAGUCAAAGGAAAAAACUUUACAAUUAACGUUAAACAAGAAAGAACAUUCCAUGAGUUAUUUUCUUUGUAUGUUAUUUUGUAUUUAAAAGAAUUCUGGGCAUUUUUUUUUCUUCAUCUGACUGGGCCUAAGGAUUGUUGGUUGUUUAUUGUAUUGGCCUAGUUAGAUCUGCUCUCUCCUCCUCACCUGCUCCUGGCCUCCUCUCUGCAUGGUCCUAGCGUCCGCAUGUCUCUGUCCCCUGUAACAUAUCUGCACAUGAGCACUGAAGGACACCCACACUUAACCUGCAUCCAGAGAGAAAGAGCGACAUGGAGCCUCGCUCCUCCUCACUCUAAGGGUUCCCUGAGCGGUUUGACAGAAACAUGCUUUCUGUGUCCAACAGACAUUCUUUUUACUUAAAGAAACAAACAAAACAAAACUGAAUGAUGGGGGGGGGAGGGGACAUUUGAAUAUUUUACAAAAACAAUCUUUUAUCUAGCACUUGUGACAUACUGACAAUAGAUUUUAUUGUAUUUAUGUAGAAUAUUGUUUUAGGGGUAGCUAACAACAGGUCGAGGACUGGGUGGAUUCACUUUUAUGGGCAUCAUGGAUGGUUUGGGGAGGGAGGGAGGGAGGGCAGUAUCAUUUGAAGUCAUCUGGCGUUAUCAAAGGGCUCUGUCCAGAUGGCUGGGUUAUCAUUGUUGUUCAGUUCCACUUCAGCCAGUUAUGUCUGUGACCACUGUGGUUAAAAUAAACAGUUCUAGGUUUACAAAAUGUAUUAAAUGAAUAUUGUUUUUUUAUUGUUUUGUUUUAACUUGUUCUCCAUCGUUCCAGAAUAGUACUUGUUUCUUGGGACCUUUUCUCUAACAUGUUUUCUUUGACACUAUAUAAAAUAUCAAGUUUUGGAAAA